Linum tenue is the source of this 694-nucleotide messenger RNA. NCBI's taxonomy places the organism in Eukaryota, Viridiplantae, Streptophyta, Magnoliopsida, Malpighiales, Linaceae. The record is from the annotation of a GenBank genome assembly.
UUUCGUUUUCCCGGAUUCGUGCGAUAUUUCAGUGUACUUGCUGCUUCAGGGGAGUAGAGCGGAGAAAGAUCAGAAGGCGGUCUAGGGUUUCUUGAGCAGUCCUUCCUAAUCAAUCAACAAUGGCGGACGAUGAUUACAACGAUGCCGAUAUAGGGUAUGAAGAUGAGCCUGCGGAGCCGGAGAUUGAUGAAGGUGCAGAGGUGGAUCUUGAGAAUGAAAACAAUGAAGAUGUGACUGGAGAACCUAUGGAGACGGAGGACAGAGAAGACCAGGAGCCUGUGGAGAGACCUCGGAAAACAUCAAAGUUCAUGACUAAAUACGAACGUGCCAGGAUCUUGGGGACUCGAGCACUGCAGAUCAGCAUGAAUGCUCCAGUUAUGGUCGAGCUGGAGGGUGAGACUGAUCCACUGGAGAUUGCUAUGAAGGAGCUUAGGCAGAGGAAAAUACCAUUCACAAUCCGCCGUUACCUGCCUGAUGGAAGCUAUGAAGACUGGGGAGUCGACGAGCUUAUUGUGGAGGACUCGUGGAAGAGGCAGGUUGGAGGAGACUAAUUUCACCUGCUGCCUUUUGUAUGCCAUGACCUAACUCUGCUAGUGUUGGAGUGGAAAGCUUCUGUUGGAGUUUAGAACUUGAACCUUUUAUGUCUGCUAGUUGCCUGGUGAAGUUUGUGAUGGACUUUGGAACUUGGUUGUGU